This is a messenger RNA of Ordospora pajunii, 198 nucleotides long. RefSeq lists its product as uncharacterized. The transcript has a single exon. The record is from RefSeq and is a predicted model, not a curated record. The coding region runs from base 1 to 198 and encodes 65 amino acids. Lineage: Eukaryota; Fungi; Microsporidia; Ordosporidae.
AUGAGUGCAUUCGAUGGAGCAUGGAAUGAAGGCAGCGUGCCUGGAUAUGGGAAUGGACGUGUAUCAGGUCAACAUAGUAGCGAUAGCCCGCAAGCAUGCAUGGAGAAGCAAUGCGCUCCGAACUAUAUGCUGAGCAAGCUCAAGCUGAAUAUUGUAAGCAUGUUUGAGGGAGAAAAGAAAUUCCAUGAGCCAAAGUGA